AGGAUGGCUGGAGCACCUCCAAGUUACUCUUUCGUGGCUUUCCCUCCACGUACUAAGGAUGGCCUGGUGGUGUUUGGGAAGAAUUCAGCUCGUCCCAGAGAUGAAGUGCAGGAGGUUGUGUAUUUCCCAGGUGCUGAUCAUGAGCCUGAAAGCAAGGUGGAGUGCACUUACAUUUCAAUUGACCAAGUUCUGAGGACCCAUGCCAUAGUGAUAAGCAGACCUGCCUGGCUUUGGGGAGCAGAAAUGGGAGCCAAUGAGCAUGGAGUAUGCAUAGCCAAUGAAGCCAUCAAUGCCAGAGAACCUGCUGCUGAGACUGAAGCCUUACUGGGGAUGGAUCUGGUCAGGCUUGGUUUAGAAAGAGGAGCAACAGCGAAAGAAGCCUUAGAUGUCAUUGUCUCUUUGUUGGAAGAACAUGGGCAAGGUGGGAAUUAUUACGAAGAUGCAAGCUCCUGCCAUAGUUUUCAAAGUGCAUACCUGCUUGUGGAUCGUGAGGAAGCCUGGGCACUGGAGACUGUAGGAAAAUACUGGGCUGCAGAAAAAAUCACAGAGGGAGUAAGAUGCAUCUGCAACCGGCUUUCACUCACCACUAAGAUGGAUGCAGAGCACCCGGAACUCAGGGCGUACGCUCAGAGUCAAGGCUGGUGGACGGGAGAGGAUGAGUUCAAUUUUUCCCAGGUUUUUUCCCCAGCUGAUGAUCUUCCUGACUGCUGUGCAGGCAAAGAUAGCUUAGAAAAACAAGAAGAAAGCAUCACUGCACAGACGAUGAUUAACAUCUUACGAGACAAAGCCAGUGGAAUCUGCAUAGAUUCUGACUCUUUCCUCACCACGGCCAGUAUAGUAUCUGUCCUGCCACAGAGAAAAAGCUCGCCAUGCAUUCACUACUUCACUGGGACCCCAGAUCCUUCCAGGUCCAUUUUCAAGCCUUUCAUCUUUGUUGAUGAUGUGAAACUUGUUCCCAAAGCACAGUCUCCCUGUUUUGGGGACGAUGAUCCUGCCAAAAAGGAGCCUCGGUUCCAGGAGAAACCAGAUCGCCGGCAUGAGCUGUAUAAGGCCCAUGAAUGGGCACGUGCUGUCAUCGAAAGUGACCAGGAGCAGGGCCGCACACUGAGGAAGACCAUGCUGGAGUUGGAAAAGCAAGGUCUGGAAGCCAUGGAAGAAAUCCUGAGCAGCCCCGACCCUCCAGACUCUGCUGAGAUGGCGGACCUUUUCUAUGACUGUGUUGACACGGAGAUUAAGUUCUUUAAGUGAAGUAAGCAGCUCUUCUCUCUUCUUAUUUAACAUGCCCCAUUUGACUAAAUGACCAGCAAAACAAAUCACUCUUCUGUGUGAGCAAAAUGAGAAAAAGAUGUGGCCUCUUGUUCUGAAGCCAGAUCAAGCUGAUCCCGUGUGUCUCCAAACAUCCUCUUUGCUGCAUAUUUGUCCCCUUCCUUUGCUAAGUAACA
Messenger RNA from Dipodomys ordii (Ord's kangaroo rat), 1442 nucleotides. It is a transcript of the gene Scrn1, whose product is annotated as secernin 1. Bases 4 to 1248 code for a protein of 414 amino acids. Lineage: Eukaryota; Metazoa; Chordata; Mammalia; Rodentia; Heteromyidae. The record is from RefSeq and is a predicted model, not a curated record. Gene Ontology annotation, molecular function: dipeptidase activity; cysteine-type exopeptidase activity. The transcript has 7 exons. Gene Ontology annotation, biological process: proteolysis.